Molecule: messenger RNA, 942 nt
Organism: Microthlaspi erraticum
Lineage: Eukaryota; Viridiplantae; Streptophyta; Magnoliopsida; Brassicales; Brassicaceae
Source: the annotation of a GenBank genome assembly
AUGGAGGAGGGGAAGAAGAAGAGCAGAGUUCUGAUAAUCGGAGCAACUGGAAGAUUAGGGCAUUAUUUGACCCGUUUCAGCAUCGAAUCGGGUCAUCCGACUUUCGCCCUCAUCAGAAACUCCACUUUCUCCGAUCCCGAUAAGUCCUCUAAGCUGCAUUCUCUCUCCGACGCCGGCGUUACUCUCCUCCUCAAAGGCUCAUUGGAUGACGAAGCAAGCUUAGAAGAGGCAGUGAGGAAAGUAGAUGUGGUGAUCUCUGCAAUUCCAUCAAAACAUGUUCUUGAUCAGAAACUCCUCAUCAAAGUCAUCAAACAAUCUGGCUCCAUCAAGAGGUUUAUUCCUGCUGAGUAUGGAGCAGACUCGGAGAAAACACAAGUCUCAGAUCUUGAUCACGGAUUCUAUGCAAAGAAAGCUGAGAUCAGACGUCUGAUAGAGUCAGAGAAGAUCCCACAUACUUACAUUUGCUGCGGACUGUUCAUGAGGAUUCUACUUCCAUCGCUUGCGCAACCAGGGGGGUCUCAGUCUCCUCCAAGAGAUAAAGUCACAGUCUUUGGAGAUGGAAACGUCAAAGCUGUGUUUGUGAAUGAAGUUGAUGCUGCAGCAUUUACAAUCAAAACGAUAGAUGAUCCACGAACACUCAAUAAGACACUGUACCUUAGACCGUUAGGAAACGUAUGCUCCAUGAAUGAUCUUGUUGAGCUCUGGGAAGGGAAGAUUGAGAAGAAGCUUGAGAAAAGUUUUGUUACAGAAGACCAAGUUCUCAGCAAGAUUAAAGAGACUCCAUAUCCGGAUAACAUGGAGAUGGUCUUCAUAUACUCUGUCUUUAUCAAAGGAGAUCACACAUAUUUCGACAUUGAGUCUUGUGGUGGAGUCAAUGGCACUGAGAUCUAUCCUGAUGUCAAGUACAUGACCGUGAGCGAGUUUCUGGAUAGUCUUGUCUAG